GUGUUGAGCUUAACCCACAACCCCACUUCUGUAGCACCCUCGCCCACCGACUCAAUAUCUUUGUUUUUUCUUUUUGUAUUUAAUUCCAGAUUUACAUCUCCAUCUUUCAAGAUUAUUAUUAAUUUGGGUCGCUCAAUCGUGUGUGAGAGAAAGAGAGAGAGAGAGAUUUCCGCUAAAUUGAUCUACUUUUUCGGAACCCAAGUUCAAUAUAACCUAAAAGAGGCUCAAUUCAUCAGCAGAGAUUGGGUUUCUUGAGCUUAACUUGUUAAAGAUCAGUGCUUUUUGCCACCUGAUGUGAUUGGCUGCAUCAUGGCAACAAAGGGAAACCCAGGAGACAAUCGAACAAGAAGUUCCGUUACUAUAUUCAUAGUUGUCGGUUUAUGUUGUUUCUUCUAUCUAUUGGGCGCAUGGCAAAGAAGCGGUUUCGGUAAAGGCGACAGCAUAGCGUUAGAGGUCACCAAAACCGGUGCCGAUUGCAACAUUGUUCCAAAUCUCAACUUCGAGACCCAUCACGGAGGUGACGCCAAGAUUGACCAGUCAAACAAAGUCAAAGAAUUCAAGCCAUGCAGCGCUAAAUACACCGAUUACACCCCAUGCCAUGAUCAGAAACGCGCUAUGACGUUUCCAAGAACCGAUAUGAUUUAUCGAGAACGGCAUUGUCCUCCUCAAGAACAGAAGUUGAAGUGUCUAAUUCCUGCUCCUAAAGGCUACGUAACGCCGUUUUCAUGGCCUAAGAGUCGGGAUUACGUUCCGUUUGCUAAUGCGCCUUAUAAAGCGUUGACGGUUGAGAAGGCUAUUCAAAAUUGGAUUCAAUACGAGGGUAAUGUGUUUAGGUUUCCGGGUGGCGGGACCCAGUUUCCUCAAGGGGCUGAUGCUUAUAUUGAUCAACUUGCGUCUGUAAUCCCGAUUGAUAAUGGGACUGUAAGGACUGCAUUGGAUACUGGUUGCGGGGUCGCGAGUUGGGGAGCAUACUUAUGGAAAAGAAAUGUCGUAACAAUGUCAUUUGCUCCGAGAGACAAUCACGAAGCACAAGUUCAAUUUGCUCUUGAACGAGGUGUACCCGCCAUUGUAGGUGUUCUUGGCUCAAUAAAAUUACCGUAUCCAUCUAAAGCUUUCGACAUGGCCCACUGCUCUCGAUGCUUGAUUCCAUGGGGAUCAAACGAUGGGAAAUACAUGAUGGAAGUUGAUAGAGUACUUAGACCCGGUGGGUUUUGGGUGCUUUCUGGCCCACCGAUUAACUGGAAAAACAAUUACAAAUCAUGGCAACGGCCGAAAGAGGAUCUUGAAGAAGAACAGAGGAAUAUUGAAGAGGUUGCUAAGCUUCUUUGCUGGAAGAAAAUAUCCGAAAAGGGUGAAACGGCUAUUUGGCAAAAAACGUCAAAUCCUGAGUCGUGUCGUGGUUCAGAAGAUGCUCCUGGAGUUAAUUAUUGCUCCGACGAUCCCGAUGAUGUUUGGUACAAGAAAAUGGAGAAAUGUGUAACGCCUGCAACCUCAAACGCUGACGUGGAAUAUAAACCAUUUCCCGAAAGGCUCAACGCAAUCCCGCCACGCAUUGCUUCUGGGUCGGUUCCCGGAGUAUCUGAAGAUAAAUACUUGGAAGAUAACAGACAAUGGAAGAAACAUGUAAAUGCAUACAAAAAAAUUAAUAGUAUUAUUGAUUCAGGAAGGUAUAGAAACAUCAUGGAUAUGAAUGCGGGUUUUGGAGGGUUUGCGGCUGCUCUUGAGUCUCCGAAAUUGUGGGUUAUGAAUGUGGUCCCCACUUUGGCUGAUAACACUCUUGGAGUUAUAUACGAACGUGGGCUUAUUGGUAUCUAUCAUGACUGGUGUGAAGCUUUUUCAACAUACCCGCGGACAUACGAUCUCAUUCAUGCCAAUGGUUUAUUCACUUUAUACAAGGACAAAUGUGAUUUUGAAGACAUUCUGAUCGAAAUGGACCGCAUACUACGCCCAGAAGGCGCUGUUAUUCUCCGUGACGAAGUAGACGUGCUAAUGAAAGUGAAAAGCAUUGCUGGGGCAAUGAGAUGGGAUACAAAAUUAAUGGACCAUGAAGACGGUCCCUUGAUCCCCGAAAAAAUUCUAGUUGCAGUCAAACAAUAUUGGGUGGUCGGGUCAAACUCCACAUCCUCACGCUAAUCUCGCCAAAAAGCAGACUCCAAUGCGUUAAUUUAUCGAAAUUUUCAUGAAAUCUUGGUCUGCUCUUUUAGUGAUCAGUUGAUCUGUGUUCAUUAGCUUCUGAUUAGUUAAGUUUUUAUAUUAUAUUUCGUUUGUUGUACUGUUUAACAAACAAAAGCUUUUUUUUUUUUUUUUUUUUUUUAAUUUAAUGGGAUGUAAUCUUUUUUUUUUUUUAUUUUUUUUUUAUGAUUAUAGUUGAAAGAACAAGAACUUUCACAAUCAGUUGUAGGGUUGCAUGUUGGAUCUCCAUAAAGGUUUGAUCUUGGACAAAUUUAGCAUCUGGCAUGUUCUUGUCC
This is a messenger RNA of Helianthus annuus (common sunflower), 2468 nucleotides long. Its product is annotated as probable methyltransferase PMT2. The record is from RefSeq and is a predicted model, not a curated record. Gene Ontology annotation, molecular function: methyltransferase activity. The transcript is spliced from 7 exons. Bases 310 to 2133 code for a protein of 607 amino acids. NCBI's taxonomy places the organism in Eukaryota, Viridiplantae, Streptophyta, Magnoliopsida, Asterales, Asteraceae. Gene Ontology annotation, cellular component: trans-Golgi network; cytoplasm; endosome.